Messenger RNA from Dendrobium catenatum, 486 nucleotides. RefSeq lists its product as uncharacterized. The coding region runs from base 1 to 486 and encodes 161 amino acids. NCBI's taxonomy places the organism in Eukaryota, Viridiplantae, Streptophyta, Magnoliopsida, Asparagales, Orchidaceae. The transcript has a single exon. The record is from RefSeq and is a predicted model, not a curated record.
AUGAAGGCUGUGCAACAUAGACAGAAGAAGUACUAUUAUGCCAAAUAUAUAUCUGUUGAGUUUGAUGUUGGAGAGUUUGUAUUCCUCAAGAUUAGUCCUAUGAAAGGUGUGAAGAGAUUUGGCAAAGUUGAAAAACUGAGUCCAAGGUAUGUUAGCUCUUUUGAGAUAUCAGAGAGAGUUGGCAGUGUGGCUUAUAGAUUGAUUUUGUCAUCUCACAUGAGUGGAGUACAUAAUGUAUUCCACAUCUCUUCUUUGAGGAAAUACAUUGCAGAUGAAGCUCAGAAGAUAAGUACUGAAGUAAUAGAUAUCCAACCAGAUCUGACAUUUGUAGAAGAACCUGAGAAGAUCAUAUAUUAUGAUGUUAAGCAGCUUCGUAGUAGAGAGAUUCCUUAUGUCAAAGUUAUGUGGAAGCAUGAAAUUGAGAAAGAUACUACUUGGGAGAAGGAAUCAGAGAUGAGGGAGAGCUACCCUCACCUUUUUUACUAA